AUGCAACAACCCCUGGUUUUUGUGCACAGCGAGCCAGGUCUCAGAGAAACCAAGACCAACCGUCGCAUUGUAGCAGCUCACAUUGGCAAGUAUCAUCGCAACAGGUCGAAACCCUCGCAAUCGCGAGGCAAGGCUGCCAUCAGCUCGACAUUCAAUACGAGAGCCGCAUCUCUCGGAACGAAGAACGAUGCAACGCGAACAGAAGAUGAGGAUGCUUGCAUCUUGUCGCAUCCACGAUAUAUACCUACUUCUUCUCCGGGAAUGAAUCUGUCCCUGGAGCCUCACAGACUCGACCCCUUUCAAACGACCAGCGUCUGUCUCACACCUCAAAUGGAGCCAAUCUUUAUGUACUAUUUCAACACCAUCAUGCCGGUGGUAGAGCCGGUUCUCGGGGAGAGAAAUGAAUACCAGCAAUGGUUGUUUCCGUUCGCGAUGUCAGAACCGGCUCUUCUCUACGCAAUAUUGUCGUGCAUGGCCCACGACAUUGAGCAAGCGUCUGGGCCUGGCUUCGGGUUUCCGACCAGAAGGUCUUUGUACACGGAGCGCUCUCAGUACAAGCUGCGUGCGACAAGAUCGUUAAACGAAUGCCUGGCGGAUCCGAUCAGGGCUGUGAAAUCGUCAACACUGAUGGCUGUACAUUUUCUCCUUUGGGAUGAGAUCUUUGCGGGGGGAGAACUAGUGCAGUUGGAAGGAGUACAGCAACUACUCAAUCUGCGUGGCGGCUUUACGGGGAUACAGCGCAAGGCUGUGGAGGCUAUUACAGUGUAUGUGAAGAAAUUCCUGCUCCCGAGCUCCUAG
This is a messenger RNA of Exophiala spinifera, 798 nucleotides long. RefSeq lists its product as uncharacterized. Bases 1 to 798 code for a protein of 265 amino acids. The record is from RefSeq and is a predicted model, not a curated record. NCBI's taxonomy places the organism in Eukaryota, Fungi, Ascomycota, Eurotiomycetes, Chaetothyriales, Herpotrichiellaceae. The transcript is spliced from 2 exons.